Messenger RNA from Phytophthora nicotianae INRA-310, 2549 nucleotides. RefSeq lists its product as hypothetical. Gene Ontology annotation, cellular component: proteasome regulatory particle, lid subcomplex; proteasome complex. The record is from RefSeq and is a predicted model, not a curated record. Lineage: Eukaryota; Oomycota; Peronosporomycetes; Peronosporales; Peronosporaceae. Gene Ontology annotation, biological process: ubiquitin-dependent protein catabolic process; regulation of protein catabolic process. The transcript has 3 exons. The coding region runs from base 71 to 1192 and encodes 373 amino acids. Gene Ontology annotation, molecular function: enzyme regulator activity.
CGCUCAGCAUCGCAAUCUUUGACAGAGGAAGGAAAAAGGAAAAGCGACGAGAUCCCCUCCCCACGAAGACAUGAGCGCACAGUCCACGUUCUCGCAGACGCCAUCCUAUCGGGUGCGUCUCUCCAGCACAAAGGAAGUGGCGGCCGAAGAAGCUCUUGUCUACGAAGAACUGAAGCGGACCAUCACUCUACUCGAAACGGUGGUCAAAACCAACGCCAAGGAGAAAAUCCCACGCAUCCUCCGUACCACCAGCAAGCUGCGCAAGACUCUUUCCGUGGCGCAGCUACAGCAGGCAGUGGAGCAACUGCUACCCUCCCAGAACGUGUCCAAGCCCGUGUUGCUGGCGUUGCUGGCCAAGAUCGAGAACAAGGCUCAAGCUGCUGUUAAUGAGGCUCAGGCCUCCGCAUCCAAGGACCAGGAUGUGGAGAUGACGGACGCAUCGUCGUCCGAGGUGGAGGCUGGUACUUCAACUCCGGCCACUGUGGUGCUACCUGUGGUGGACCUCAUUGAAGUGGAGAUCUAUUUGUUCUUGUACGUUCUUGCAGCUCUGAUGAAGUACAAGUUGAACCAGGAGGCGCUGGAAACGGUGGACAAAGUGGUGGCUCGCUGCCAGCAGUUCAAUCGCCGCACACUGGACUUGUUCCAGGCCAAAGUGUUCACGUACUACUCCAAUAUCCACGAACAGUUCGGCCACGACCUACCCGCUAUCCGUAACACUCUGCUGAGCGCCCACCGCACGGCAUGUCUGCGUUAUGACGAGGCUGGCCAGGCCACACUGAUCAGCCUGCUGCUGCGCAACUACCUGAAGGACAACAUGUACGAACAGGCCUAUAAGUUCGUUAGCAAGACGACGUUCCCCGAGUCAGUGUCGAACAACCAGUUUGUGCGCUAUCUCUAUUACGUGGGCAAGAUCCAAGCCGUGCAGCUCGAGUACACUGAGUCGUACACGAAACUGAUGCAGUCCAUCCGCAAGGCCCCAGCUAACACGGCAUUCGGCUUCCGGCGCACAGUGUACAAGCUCGCAAUUAUUGUGCAGUUGCUCAUGGGCGAGGUGCCUGAGCGCAAUGUGUUCAACCAGGACGAGCUCCGCAAGGCUCUGGCACCGUACCUGCAACUCACGAAUGUAGGUGUGCUGAACGAUAUGGGCUUGUGGACGCCAUUUAAUUUGUGUUGUCUUUUUUUUUUAAUGUGAUCAGGCCGUCCGUGUGGGUAACCUGGAAGACUUUAACGUGGUUUUAUCGCAACAUGGAGCGGUCUUCAAGGCCGACAAUACUUACACGCUGAUCCUUCGCUUGCGCCACAACGUCAUCAAGACGGGUCUGCGCAAGAUCAGCACUUCGUACUCGCGGAUCCUGUUCACAGACAUCUGCGAGAAGCUCGCGCUGGAGAACGCACAGAACGCCGAGUUCGUGUGCGCCAAGGCGAUUCGGGACGGCGUGAUUGACGCCGUGAUCGACCAUGAGAACGGCUGGCUGCAGCUGAAGGAGACUGUCAACGUGUACACGACUAACGACCCGCAGACGGCUUUCCAGAGGCGUAUCACGUUCUGUCUAGACGUGCACAACGAAGCUGUCAAGGCUAUGCGUUAUCCACCGGAUGCCUACAAGAAAGACCUUGAGAGCGCCGAAGAGCGUCUCGAACGCGAAAAGCAAGAGGAGGAGCUCGCCAAGGAAAUUGAGGACGAGAUGGACGAAGGGCUUUAAAUCGGAUGAUGCUAGCUAUCCGCAGUGGCUGCUGCUGACAGAUACAAGUAACUGCAGUUAUUUCGUUCGAAGCUAGAAUAGAGAGCUUGUACCGCUCUCACCGAUAAGGGAUCGAAAGCAAGAAACCUCUUACCGCACAUCCAAACAUUGAAAAGAGCAGCAGCGACGAUAUUCAUGGCAUUAAAUUUUCACCAACUCAGAGGAAAGAGUUGACCUCGAGCGGACGAACACACGAGUGCAUUUCCUUGACAUGGUCUUGUUACAGUUCGCUCACUCGAUGGUGUAUUAGCUUCCUGCUCCCCAUCCAUCUGUCCUUCUCUGUUCAUUUCUUCUGGGCCCAAAGCGGUGCCUGGUAGCGGUCCGAGUGGUACGGCGACUGCCCGGCCACCCAGCCAGGCACGUUCUUCAUGACCUGGCGCUCCUUCUCCAAAAUGUGCUUCUCUUGUUCCAGGUACUCGACAUCCGCCUCCGCCUGCAGGAACGGUAGCAGCGCAAUACGGUUCUCGCGCUCCUCCUUGGCCACUUCGCGGUGGUGCUUGUUGUGCUGGCCCACCAUGUAGUAGCCCACGGACGUGACGAGGAACGUACCGAGGAAGAGCGACCAUCCCGGUGGUCCGCGCGUUGCGGGGCCGUUCUUGACGAACUUGACGGGCUUGAAGCCGCCCGGCGGCGGCAUCUCCUGGUUGGGCGUACGGAAGUCGGGCGUGGCCAUGGCUGCGUUGAUCACUCGGGCACUCGGGUCGGGCGGCGGUGGCUCCUGUUGCUACGCUAUCGGCAGCUUGGCUUCUCGACCUCAAGUUGUGUUGGCCUAGGGGGACCGUCGUACAACAUUAUCUACUUCCUGUC